AUCAGCAGUCUCAGCCUGCCAUCACUGCUGUGCUCACCGUGUGGCCUCCCUCUCAGCCAGCAUGGCCUUCAGCAAGAGCUAUGUCAGCAGGAAGCAAGUUAUCAUAAUUGGCAUCUUGGCAGUCUCUGUUGUGAUUAUCAUACUGGGACUUGGGCUUGGGCUGGGCCUUCAGCUGGAGAACUGCAGGAAACCAGAUGUGCUGACAUCCUGUAGGAAUCGCUGUUAUGAGCCAUUUGACGACGAGACUCAAGCCUGUCGCUGUGAUGAACAGUGUGUGACCACUAACAGCUGCUGCUAUGACUUCAAAGACACCUGUCUACAACCCAAUCAGAGUUGGGAGUGUACCACUCUGCGGUGUGGAGAGGCCCGUGUCCCCGGGGGAAACUGUCACUGCUCAGAUGACUGUCUGUCUGCUGGAGACUGCUGUACAAACUACAAAUCAGUGUGCCACGGUGAGACAGAGUGGGUUGAAGAUGAGUGUUCAGACAUGACCCCUAAAUGUCCUGCCAGCUUUAAGAGAGAACCGCUGCUGUUGAUCUCUCUGGAUGGUUUGCGGGCGGAGUACAUGAAGACUUGGCAUCAUGUCAUUCCAGUGCUGGAAAAACUGCGACAAUGUGGUACCUCAUCCCCUUACAUGCAAGCUGUGUUUCCCAGCAAGACUUUCCCAAAUCACUACUCCAUAGUCACAGGGCUGUAUGCUGAGUCUCAUGGCCUGGUGGACAAUAACAUGUAUGAUCCUGAAUUUGAUGCCUCCUUUAGUCUGUCCAACAGUGAGAAAGACAAACCAAGAUGGUACCUGGGUCAGCCUAUCUGGAACACAGUCAUGUCUCAGGGUUUGAGAGCAGGGACAUUCUUCUGGCCUGGAUCAGACGUUCCCAUCAACGGCACUUUCCCAAAUAUCUAUGAGCCAUACAAUGGUAAGAUUCCAUUUGAACAGCGGGUCUUCACCGUACUCAAGUGGCUGCAGCUGCCAGAACAGGACAGGCCGGAUUUCUUUACUCUAUACCUGGAGGAGCCAGAUAAGUCUGGACAUAGUUUUGGACCAGUCAGCGGUGGGUUGAUUGCAGCUCUUCAGGGAGUGGACAAGAUCAUUGGUCAGCUGAUGAAUGGACUCAAACAGCUAAACCUUCAUCAGUGUGUCAACAUCAUCAUUGUUGCAGACCACGGUAUGGAGGAGACUAGCUGUGGACGAAAAGAGGUUUUGGAGCACUAUGUGGGAGAUGUAGGUGCCUUUUACGUUUACGAAGGCCCAGUUGGAAGAAUCCGGGCUAGAAACAAAGACCAGCCCUUCGCUGCAGCUGAACUUGUGGCCAACAUGACGUGUAAGAAACCAGAUCAGAAGAUAAAAGCCUAUCUGAAGGCUCACCUACCCAAGCGCUUCCACUUUGCUAACAGCAGACGCAUCGAGGAGGUGGGAGUGAUCGUCGAACCGCGCUGGCUAUUCGAGAGGUACCCAGGCUCUCUGACAUUCUGUGAUGGUGGGCAGCACGGGUAUGACAACGAUGUGUACAGCAUGCAGGCGAUGUUUCUGAGCCACGGACCAAAAUUUCAACCCAAGACUGAAGUGGAGCCGUUUUCUAACAUUGAGCUGUAUAAUCUUAUGUGUGACUUGUUGGAAGUCUCUCCGGCUGAGAAUAAUGGAACGCAUGGCAGUAUGAACCAUCUGCUGCAGGAACCCUUCUUCACUCCCACCCACCCUCAGGAGAAGAGUUUACCUGGACAGUGCCCACUGCUCACCCUAACGCCCUCUGACACUCUGGGAUGUAACUGCUCUGCUCUGGAUGAACUGAACCUUAACUCGCGUCUGAAUCUGACUGCCAGUCAAGUUUUGGACAGUGAAAAGCGACACCUGCCCUUUGGGAGACCCCGUCUGCUCUGGGCUGAUGAGGAUUACUGCAUUCUUCAUCAUGAAGGCUAUGUCAGUGCCUACAGCCACAGUGCCUUCAUGCCUAUGUGGACUUCCUUCACCAUUGAUAGACCUCUAAACUCAGAGCCCAUGCCAGGGGUGUUGCCUGACUGUCUGAGAGCAGAUGUUCGGAUCCCGGCCAGUCAGAGUGCCACGUGUGACCAGUACAGCAGUUCGAGUGGAAAAAUAAGCCCCGUUUUUCUGUACCCACCCAAUUUGAAUAAAACAGCUGAGCAGCAGUUUGAUGCCCUCAUCAUGAGUAAUGUUGUUCCAGUGUUCCCAGAGUUUAAGAGGAUUUGGGAUUACCUGCAGACUGUCCUGUUGAAGACGUAUGCCUCUCAGUUCAAUGGCGUUAAUGUGGUGACAGGACCUGUGUUUGAUUACAACUACGACGGUCGAUAUGACACGGCCGACUUGAUACAGCAGUUUGUGCCAGGAACAGGUAUACCCAUCCCCACUCAUUACUUUGUGGUUCUAACAAGCUGUUCUGAUGCUUCUCUACCAGUCCACCUGUGUGACCAGGAUCUGCAGACAGUCUCUUUCCUCAUACCUCACAGAGAGGACAACUCAGAGAGCUGCAGUAGCUCAGAGGCGGAGUCUCAGUGGGUUGAGGACCUGCUGUGGUUCCACCAAUCACGGGUCAGAGAUGUGGAGUGGAUCACUGGUCUGGAUUUCUACCAGGACAGUGGCCGACCGAUAGCAGAGCUCCUGAGAGUCAAGACCCGACCCACUGCCGCCAUUCACAGACAGCCAUCGGCCUGACCUCUGAAUCUGUCUGUAUAUUCAAUGUAAUGGUGUUAAAGUAGCUUAUUUUAUGCAGUUGAAAUAUUUAUAUACAUGUACUGUGACAUUACCCCUGCACUACAUUAUGAAUGCAAAUUAUUCUUUGUAAUGACUGAUCUGCCAUUGUACACACAGCACAGUGAAAUGA
Chanos chanos (milkfish) is the source of this 2837-nucleotide messenger RNA. RefSeq names its product venom phosphodiesterase 1. The coding region runs from base 62 to 2668 and encodes 868 amino acids. Lineage: Eukaryota; Metazoa; Chordata; Actinopteri; Gonorynchiformes; Chanidae. Gene Ontology annotation, molecular function: nucleic acid binding; metal ion binding; nucleoside triphosphate diphosphatase activity. The transcript has 25 exons. Gene Ontology annotation, biological process: nucleoside triphosphate catabolic process. The record is from RefSeq and is a predicted model, not a curated record.